This is a messenger RNA of Trametes versicolor FP-101664 SS1, 1203 nucleotides long. Its product is annotated as N2227-domain-containing protein. Bases 1 to 1203 code for a protein of 400 amino acids. The record is from RefSeq and is a predicted model, not a curated record. Gene Ontology annotation, molecular function: S-adenosylmethionine-dependent methyltransferase activity. NCBI's taxonomy places the organism in Eukaryota, Fungi, Basidiomycota, Agaricomycetes, Polyporales, Polyporaceae. The transcript is spliced from 2 exons.
AUGCUCGACAUACGAAAUCUCGUCACCUCAGACUACUUGCUUGCCUGCCUCAUCCCCCUGCUCCUUCUGGUGUUGAGCCUGCAAAUCCUGGGCAAUCCUCGAGACCUGCUGGACGUCAUCUUUGGGAAGACUAGCAAGAGAGUUGUGGGGUACUUCUCCGUACGGCGGGCCGCAGCAUCCUAUGCACAGUAUGCGAAGCUCUCGCGGAGGGAGCUCGCUGCUAUGCGCGCGUCAUACAAGCGAAUGUCUUGGGCGCACCGACGCAUAGGCUACGACCUCGGGUACACGAAGAAACUCGCGCGACUGGAGGAGUCCAUCCAGACCAACGCACGCGUAGCAGAGGCUAUCGCGUCCCUUGCGCGCGAGGAGUUCCCGGAAGAGUUCGAGCCUUCGAGCCUGCUUCAGCCUGAGGUUGUUGGGGACGUCAGUCGCGUACGUGAAUCGAUCAAGCACUUCGUGCGCGACUGGAGCGAAGAGGGCCGCGCGGAACGAGAGACAAUAUUCGGGCCCAUCCUCGAGGUGCUGAAGUCUGUCCCGACCCAGGAACGUGCAUAUAUGCGCGUUCUUGUUCCAGGCUGUGGACUGGGAAGACUCGCUUGGGAAGCCUCGCAACUAGGUUUCCAGACUACUGCCAAUGAGCUGUCAUAUUUCAUGAACCUCGCCUUCCGCUUCCUCCUAUCUGAGAAACAUACCGAGCGGCCGCAGCAGCACAUCCUCCAGCCUUAUGCGUCCUGGUUCUCCCACCAGCGCAGUGCGGACGCACUAUUCCGCAGCGUCGCGUUCCCAGAUGUCGUUCCGCGAUUAGGGGACAAGCUCGCCCUCGCGGAGCAGGAUUUUCUGUCCCUACGAUCGCCAGAAGCUAGUAAAGGUGGCGGUUACGACUUCGUCGUGACGCUUUUCUUCAUCGACACCUCGCUUAACGCAAUCGAGACGGUCGAACACAUCCACAGUUUGCUGCGUCCCGGGGGCAAGUGGGUCAACCUAGGUCCCCUGCUGUGGACAGGCGGGGGCCAGGCUGCGGUAGAGCUCAGCCUCGAAGAGGUACUGCGGCUGGCGGAGAUGGUUGGAUUCAGCGUAAGCGGACAAGACGAAGAGGGCGCGGAGAGGAGACGCACGGUCGAGUGCGAAUAUACAGCCGACAAGACAGCGAUGAUGCGAUGGUUAUACCAGGGGGCGUUCUGGGUCGCGACAAAGGCGCGGUAG